AUGGUAAAACAUGGAGUUAGCCAACUAUCCAACACUAAGAAGAGGAAAACAACUGAUUCUACUUCUUCAAACAGUAAUGGCUUGUGGUUAGCUUCAAUUCCACCUCCAUCGGAAAAUAAUGCUUCAUCUGCUGGCAAUAACAGUAUCGUUGCCUAUUCAAGUAAACAUUUGUGUCCACCACCAACAGAAAAAGAAAAAAAUACUGUUGACACUAAUGAAGGUACUAACACCGCUGAUCCACCUACUUCCUCUCCUAGUAAAACUAGGUCAUUUGUUUGGUUGCAUUUUGAAAAAAUUAAAAACUCUGAUGGUAAAGAGACGAGUAGAGUUAGGUGUUUAUGGUGUGGUAAGAAUUACCAAGGUGGUAGUGCCAUGGGAACUUCGGGUCUUAGGAAACACUUGCGAGUAACCUGUAAAAAAUUUCCUCAUAAACAACAGUUGAUUGAUGCAGAGAUUAAGAAGGACAAAUCGCAAAAGACCCUAACGUUCUUAAAGUCCAUAAAUACAGAAAGUCCUAAGAUUGGAACUUGGUGUUUUGAUCAAGAAGUUUGUAGGAAAGCAUUAGUUGAAAUGAUAAUUAAAGAUGAAUUACCUUUUAGAUUUGUGGAAAGAGAAGGGUUUAGAGAAUUUAUUCAAGUUGCUUUGAAGAAAAGAUUGUUAAAGAAAAAUGUAUUUAUUUUGGAUGGAGAUGCAUUUCAUAUGAGGUAUUUUGCCCAUAUCCUUCAAUUAAUUGUGAAAGAUGGACUUCAAAUAUCUCAAGUUUCCAUAAAAAAAAUUAGAGAUGUUGUGAAGUACAUUAGAAGUAGUCCUCAAAGAAUGGAUCUAUUUAAGAAGGCUUGCGAGUUAGCAAAUUUAAAGAAUAAGUCCUCUUUACAGUUAGAUUGCCUAACUAGGUGGAAUUCAACUUAUUUGAUGUUAGAUUGUGCUUUGGGCUAUCAAAAGGCUUUUGAUAUGUUGGAGGACAUAGACUCCAAAUUCCUGGCUGAUUCUGGUGAUGAUUUACCUAGUGAAGUAGAUUGGACUAAAGCUAAGGUGCUAAUAAAGUUUCUUAAGAAAUUCUACGAUGCUACUUGCAAGCUAUCUGGCACAUUGUACUCUACUUCAAAUCUUUAUUUUCCGGAGGUCAUAAAGAUUUUAAAAGAACUAGAUACUUCUAAAAUUAUCAAGGAUAGUGAGCUAAGUCAAAUGACCAUUGAAAUGCGAGGUAAAUUUGACCAAUAUUGGGGUUCUUUAGAUAAAAUGAAUGUUAUGUUAUUUGUGGCUGUUGUCUUGGAUCCUAGGUGCAAAUUAAAGUACUUGAAAGCUAAGUAUACCAUUUAUUAUGGUGAAGAUGAGGCAAAAAAUUUAGAAAAAAUGGUGAAGACAGCUUUAGAGUUGAUGGUGGAUGAAUACAAGAUAAUUGAGGAUCAAUUACAUAUGGGUGAGGUUGUAGGAAGCUCAGAGAAAUCUGCAUAUGAUAGUGGGCCAAGUGAGAUGGAAACAGAAGAAGAGAUUGAUGAGUUCUUUUUAGAGGAAGAAGCGCAACAGAAUCUGUCUAAGAUAUCUGAGUUAGAUAGAUACUUCGAAGAAUUUACAGAAAAAUUCACCAUUGAUUUCGAUAUCUUAGCAUGGUGGAAGGUGAAUUCAGUAAGGUAUCCUAUCUUGUCCAAGGUUGCACGCGAUGUAUUGGCUAUCCAAGCUUCAACAGUAGCCUCUGAAUCUGCAUUUAGUACUGGAGGACGAACUCUAGAUCAAUAUAGAAGUUCUUUACUUCCUACAACAGCGGAGAAAUUAUUCAAGAUCCUGAGAUUGGUGAAUCACUUAUGCCAAGAUUAA
This is a messenger RNA of Ricinus communis (castor bean), 1815 nucleotides long. Its product is annotated as zinc finger BED domain-containing protein RICESLEEPER 2-like. Gene Ontology annotation, molecular function: protein dimerization activity; DNA binding. Bases 1 to 1815 code for a protein of 604 amino acids. The record is from RefSeq and is a predicted model, not a curated record. Lineage: Eukaryota; Viridiplantae; Streptophyta; Magnoliopsida; Malpighiales; Euphorbiaceae. The transcript has 3 exons.